Patiria miniata (bat star) is the source of this 472-nucleotide messenger RNA. RefSeq lists its product as uncharacterized. The record is from RefSeq and is a predicted model, not a curated record. The transcript is spliced from 4 exons. Bases 1 to 438 code for a protein of 145 amino acids. NCBI's taxonomy places the organism in Eukaryota, Metazoa, Echinodermata, Asteroidea, Valvatida, Asterinidae.
AUGGCGUUUGUUCUGACCAGGUUGCUGAUUUUGGUCGCCUUUGUCGUGAUAUCUCACGAAGAAUUCGUCAAAUUAGGACCGAUUAUAGAAUACGAGAAUUGUGGUCCGCCAUUCAACGUGACCCUGUCUCCUAACCCACCCAAACUCAGACAGGCCGUGAACGUCACCUUCGAAAUUGUGGCUGCUUAUGACUUAAUCGCUGGGGUUGUCGAAGCUUACUUCAACGUUUGGCCGUAUCACUACAAAGAUGAUUACUGUGCUGACGGCAAGACCACUGAUCCUAAAGGCUGCUAUAUCAGCAAGGGAGAAAAGAGAGUCAUUUCUCGGACACUUUGGAUGGACGACAACGUAGAGGAGGUAAGGCAUUUUUACACACAUCCUCUGAUAAAUUAUGUCUGUUUAUAUGAAUUUUUGAUAUUUUUCUUCUUCAAAUUCUGAGUGGGGGUUGGGGGUUGUGCACUAAAAGGAGAAG